Molecule: messenger RNA, 6618 nt
Organism: Geosmithia morbida
Lineage: Eukaryota; Fungi; Ascomycota; Sordariomycetes; Hypocreales; Bionectriaceae
Product: adenylate cyclase
Exons: 3
Coding region: 1-6618 (2205 amino acids)
Biological process (GO): cAMP biosynthetic process; intracellular signal transduction
Cellular component (GO): plasma membrane
Molecular function (GO): magnesium ion binding; protein binding; adenylate cyclase activity
Source: RefSeq, a predicted model, not a curated record
AUGUCCAAGAAUGACGCAGCCGCCAGCAAGCGCAUGAGCACCAACACGAGCAUCUUCACCACGACAGACAUAGACGGCGCCCAUUCCUCUGCCGCUGCGAGACCAUUUACGUCAUCGUCUUCAGCCAAUUCCUCGUCGCGCCGCGGUGGUCCCGAGCACUCCUCUCCGACACAUCUCCGUCUCGAUCGUCAUACCGGUGGUGACCAUGUCGACGACGACGACCACCACCACCACCAGGAAGAACAAUCUAUCAUAAACGAGAAGGGACCAUCCCACCCAGACUCUGCGCUGCCCCUCAUGCAUAGCCCGUCGUCGGAACAGCGGCAAGGCCGCUCGCCGUCGCACCGCCGCCGUGGCCGAGAUGAUGACCGGCGUCAUCCCCCUCCUUCCGAUGUAUUGCCAUCUCAGAUGGCUCCUUGGAUGGUACCGGGCGGUGGCAGCAGUCGCCCCUCCACUCCCGCCCAGCAGACCGGCGCCAGCUUCUACGACGACUCGAGCGACACGCAAUCGACUCCUUCGCAGGCCUCCCCCCGCCACCAGCCUGCUGCUGCUGCCGCUCCUGCUGCCUCCUCCCACACCGAUCAUGAUGACAGCAACAACAACAACAACAGCAGCAGCAGCAACAACAACAACAACAACAACAACAACAACAACAACAGCAACAGCAACAACAACAGCAGCAACAGCUACGAUGGCUACAGGGAUUCGCCCGAGUCGUUGUUGGCCUUCGGCGACCACGACGACCGCCGCCCCUCGCUGGUCAGCAUCGCCACCGUCAGCAGCCAGGGCUCAAAGGCGAGCAUGAACCGCGGUGGCCUGCGCAAGCUCCAGGGCUUCUUUGGCGAGGAGUUCCCUGGACGUGACAGCUCGGAUAACAGCCUGGCCACGUCAUUUACCGGCGGCAGGGACCGCUGCUCACGCUCCUACAGCCACCAGUCGCAGCGCGACCGCAAGCCUUCCAAUGCCACCUCGACGGAUCAGACCAGGGACGUCUCCCCCUCCUCGUCGAGGCCCAGGUCCCCCGUCCCAGCCCCCGAGGUGGUUCCAUUCCUCUACCAGGAUAACUCGGACAUUGCACUCUAUGGUGAAGCCCCCGUCCGCAACAGCCUCGCAGGACUCGAUCGCGAUCGCUACAAGGCCGAGACGCAGAACCAGACGCAGCACCCGCCCAAGACAUCGUCAUCCGCCCGCUCCGGCCACUCCAACUUCCACCUCCCAGGUCAUCACCACCGGCACAAUCGAAGCCAUGACGACCAGCGAAGCAUGAGGAUAGCAGCGUCGAGCCGAGACGAGUCCGCCAACGGUUCCCAGAUCACAAUGGCCAGAGACAAGGGGAAGCGAGCGCCUGCGCCGAGCACGCGGUCCGGCGCGGACAGCCCGACGCCGAGCGCCAGCAGCAUACCGAUCCCUGGCUCCGCCUCCCGAGGCUCGCCCAUGGACGUCAACAACUCACCGCCCACCCACCACAGCAAGUUUGGCCUCCUCGGCCGCUUCCGCAAACACCACAAGGACAAGGACGACGCCGGCUCCUCGAGACUCAAGUCGCUGCCUCAGUCGACCCGGUCACUCCAGACCAGCCAGACCGCCGGCCCGCCCGAGCUGUCUCCGUCCGCCACCGUCCCCCCGUCCAUAUACGGCGGCGCCGAGCAGGACGGUAGCGAAUCCCUGGCCCAGUCGCGCCGCGGCGCCACCUUCAACAACAGGUUCCCCUUCUCCUCCGCCAAGAAGAAGCCGACGAACCGGCCCGCCGAGGAUGAUGACGAGCACAUCGGCCCGACCGACCGCAGCGACCCGGGACACGUGUACCACCUCGACACCAACCUGAACGACAUGGAAGGCAUCUUGUCGAAGCCGCCGGCCCUGGCCCCCAUCGACCUCGCCUUCAUCAACGACCCGGAACGCCGCGAGUCCGUCGCCUCGCCGCCGCCAAAGGGACGGUGGGACGCGCCCGACAGCUGGGCCGUGCGGCGCGGCACCGACGACAACACGUACCAGACCCCCGAGCUCGACGAGACCCAGACGCCUCCGCGCGACGAGGAGAAGCUGAAGUCCUACUGCAUCCGCAUCUUCCGCUCCGACGGCACCUUCUCCACGCACUCCAUGCCGCUCAACGCCAGCGUGACCGAGGUCAUCUCCCAGGUCAUCAAGAAGACGUACGUCGUCGACGGCCUCGAGAACUACCACAUCAUACUCCGGAAGCAGUCGCUGAUCCGGGUCCUGGGCCCCAACGAGCUGCCGCUGCUCAUCCAGAAGCGCCUGCUGCAGCAGGUCGGCUACGAGGAGAGGGAUCGCAUAGGCGACCUGGGCCGCGAGGACAACAGCUACCUGUGCCGCUUCAUGUUCCUCUCCGCCAAGGAGAGCGACUUCCACUCCAAGAUGGCCGACCUGGCCGUGCCCAGGAACCAGAAGCUCAACUACGUCGACCUGUCGGCCCGCAACCUCAUCACCAUACCGAUCUCGCUCUACUCGAGAGCCGCCGACAUCAUCUCCCUCAACCUCUCGCGCAACCUGUCGCUCGACGUGCCCCGGGACUUCAUCCAGUCCUGCAAGAACCUCCGCGACAUCAAGUUCAACAACAACGAGGCCCGGAGGCUGCCGCCGAGCCUGUCGCGGGCCGGCAAGCUCACCUACCUCGACGUCUCCAACAACCGCGUGGAGCACCUCGAGCACGCCGAGCUCGACACGCUCUCGGGCGUGCUCAAGAUGAACCUGGCCAACAACCGCCUCAAGAGCCUGCCGCCCUACUUCGGCGCCUACCAGGCCCUGCGGUCGCUCAACAUAUCCUCCAACUUCCUCGACGAGUUCCCCCGCUUCCUCUGCGACCUGCAGAGCCUCGUCGACCUGGACCUCAGCUUCAACACCAUCAGCCAGCUACCCGACGAGAUCGGCAACCUCAAGAACCUGGAGAAGCUCCUCGUCACCAACAACAGGCUGUCCCACUCGGUCCCCCGCUCGUUCGCCGACCUCAUCAGCCUCCGCGAGCUCGACAUCAAGUACAACGGCAUCACCUCCAUCGACGUCAUCUCGGAACUGCCCAAGCUGGAGAUCCUGUACGCCGACCACAACGGCAUCUCGGCCUUCACCGGCCGCUUCGAGCGCCUCCGGCAGCUCAAGCUCAACUCCAACCCGCUCAACAAGUUCGAGAUUGAGGAGCCCAUCCCCACGCUCAAGUCGCUCAACCUGUCCAACGCGCAGCUGGCCAGCAUCGACUCGGCCUUCCACCACAUGCCCAACCUGGAGAACCUCGUGCUGGACAAGAACUACUUCGUCUCGCUGCCCGCCCAGAUCGGCACCCUGCUCAGGCUGGAGCACUUCAGCAUAGCCAACAACUCGGUCGGCGAGCUCCCCCCCCAGAUCGGCUGCCUGACGGAGCUGCGCGUCCUCAACGUGCGCAACAACAACCUCAGCCGCCUCCCCAUGGAGAUCUGGUGGGCCAAGAAGCUCGAGGUGCUCAACGCCUCGUCCAACAUCCUCGACCACUUCCCCAAGCCGGCGUCGCGGCCGCCGCGGGUGCCGGGCGAGGACCAGCCGGAGCCGACGACGCAGAACGGCAGGCCGACGCUGGGCUCCCUGUCGUCCGCCCCCAGCUCGGACGAGCUCGCCGAGGAGAGGCGUCCCAGCCAGGGCUCGAGCACGCUCCUCAGCGUGGGGACGCUGCAGACGGCCGACAGGAAGAGCCCCAUCAUCUCGGUGUACGGCAAGGGCGGGCGCCAGACGUCCGUCAUCUCGAGGAAGAACGGGUCCACGGCGGGCAUCUCCGGGCCGCCGCCGCCGCCGCCGCCGCCGCUGCCGCCGUCGUCGGGCGCGACGGCCGUGGGCGGCGGCGGCAGGAAGGACUCGAGCCUGAACUCCAGACUGAUCAACACCUUUGCCGGGUCGCUCCGGAACCUGUCGCUGGCGGACAACAGCCUGGACGACGACGUGUUCGACCAGAUCACGCUGCUGGCGGAGCUGCGCGUCCUCAACCUCUCGUACAACGACGAGAUCAGCGACAUGCCCCAGCGAUCCAUCAAGAGCUGGCCGCAGCUCGUCGAGCUGUACCUGUCCGGGAACGGGCUGACGACGCUGCCCGCCGAGGACCUGGAGGAGUCGAGCCUGCUGCAGGCCCUCUACAUCAACGGCAACAAGUUCACCAACCUCCCGGCCGACAUCUCGAGGGCCAAGAAGCUGGCCGUGCUCGACUGCGGAAACAACUACCUCAAGUACAACAUCUCCAACGUGCCGUACGACUGGAACUGGAACCUCAACCCGAACCUGCGGUACCUCAACCUGUCCGGCAACAAGAAGCUGGAGAUCAAGCAGAGCGCGUGGAGCGGGACGGCGGCGAUACCCGGCAUGGGGGACAGGGAGCAGUACGCCGACUUCAGCCGGCUGACCAACCUCCGGGUCCUCGGCCUGAUGGACGUGACGCUCACGCAGCCGAGCAUCCCGGACCAGAGCGAGGAUCGCCGGGUGCGGACCUCGGGCUCGCUGGCGGGCCACCUGCCGUACGGCAUGGCCGACACGCUGGGCAGGAACGAGCACCUGUCGACCGUGGACCUGGUGGUGCCGCGCUUCAACUCGUCCGAGUCGGAGAUGCUGCUGGGCCUGUUUGACGGGCAGGCCCUGUCGAGCGGCGGGUCCAAGAUCGCCAAGUACCUCCACGAGAACUUCGGCAACGUUUUCGCCCAGGAGCUCAAGGGGCUCAGGAAGGCGGCCGAGGGCAGCGGGGGCGAGGACGAGACGCCGGCCGACGCGCUGCGGCGGGCCUUCCUGGCCGUGAACAAGGACCUGGCCACCAUCACGGUGCACCACGCCGAGGACAGGCCCAGGACGACGCAUCGGGGCUCGGCCCAGUCGCUGGUCCUGAGCAAGGAGGACCUCGCCUCGGGGGGCGUGGCCACGGUGGCGUACCUCCGGGGCACGGAGCUGUACGUCGCCAACGUGGGCGACGCGCAGGCCAUGGUGGUGCAGAACGACGGGUACACCAUCCUGACGCGCAAGCACGACCCGGCGGAGCCGUCCGAGCGGUCGCGCAUCCGCGAGGCCGGAGGCUGGGUCUCGCGCAACGGCCGGCUCAACGACACGCUGGAAGUGUCGCGGGCGUUCGGGUACAGCGACAUGAUGCCGAUCGUGCAGGCCGCGCCGCACGUCAGCAACAUGACGGUCCGGCAGCAGGACGAGGCCAUCGUGCUGGCGACCAAGGAGUUCUGGGAGUACCUCUCGCCGGGACUCGUGUCCGACAUCGCCCGCGCGGAGCGGCAGGACCUGAUGCGCGCGGCCCAGAAGCUGCGCGACCUGGCCAUCGCCUACGGCGCGUCGGGCAAGAUCAUGGUCAUGGUCAUCAGCGUGGCGGAUCUCAAGAGGCGCGUCGAGCGGUCCAAGAUGGGAGGCUCCCGCGGACCCAGCAUGUCCCUGUACCCGUCAGGCAUCCCCGACGACGCGCAGCUGCUGCUGGCGGCGACGACGACGCGCAGGCCGCGCAAGGGCAAGGGCGGCGACGUGCUGGACUCGUCGCUGAACCGGCUCGAGGCCGAGAUCCCGGCGCCGACGGGUAAUAUCGCCAUCGUCUUCACCGACAUCAAGAACUCGACGAUGCUGUGGGAGAUGUGCUCCAGCGCCAUGCGGUCGGCCAUCAAGCUGCACAACGACGUCAUGAGGCGGCAGCUGCGGCGCAUCGGCGGGUACGAGGUCAAGACGGAAGGCGACGCCUUCAUGGUGUCCUUCCCGACGGCGACGUCGGCGCUGCUGUGGUGCUUCGCCGUGCAGCUGAGCCUGCUGACGGUGGACUGGCCGGCCGAGGUGCUGUCGGCGUCGUCGGCCGAGGUGCUGACCGACAAGGACGACACGCUCAUCUCCAAGGGGCUGUCGGUGCGCAUGGGCAUCCACUACGGCGACUGCGUGAGCGAGACGGAUCCGGUGACGCGGCGCAUGGACUACUUCGGCCCCAUGGUGAACAAGGCGUCGCGCAUCUCGGCGGUGGCCGACGGCGGGCAGAUCACGGUCUCGUCCGACUUCAUAUCGGAGAUCCAGCGCUGCCUGGAGACGUACCAGGACACGGACCGCGACCGCGAGCGGCGCGACCGCAGCGGGUCGGACGAGAUGGCGGCGGCGGCCGGCUUCGACGAGGAAUCCUACGCCAACUCGGUCCGGAAGGACCUCCGGUCGCUGACGUCCCAGGGCUUCGAGGUCAAGGAGAUGGGCGAGAAGAAGCUCAAGGGCCUCGAGAACCCAGAGGUCAUCUACUCCAUCUACCCGCACGCCCUGGCCGGCCGCAUAGAGUACCACCAGCAGAACGAGCGGCGGGCCGAGGACCCGUCCGACGCCCAGCGCGACAAGGCCACCAUGCUGAGGGCCGGUGCCAAGCUGGACAUGGAGCCGAACACGAUAUUAGACCUGUGGAGGGUCGGCCUCCGGCUCGAGAUGCUGUGCAGCACCCUCGAGGAGGUACGCGGCCCCGGGCUGAGGCCGCCCCCCGAGUCGGAGUUUGUGGAUCGAUUGACGUCGAGGGGUGGUGAGAUGACGGAGAGCUUCUUGGUGAAUUUCAUGGAGCAUCAGAUCAGCAGGAUUGAGGUAUCGACUUUUUCUUCUUUUUUCUGUCUCUUCCUUCCCAACUCUUCUUCUCCUCACAUUUGCUAA